Ambispora gerdemannii is the source of this 238-nucleotide messenger RNA. Lineage: Eukaryota; Fungi; Glomeromycota; Glomeromycetes; Archaeosporales; Ambisporaceae. The record is from the annotation of a GenBank genome assembly.
AGAUAAUUUAAAAGCAAUGACUACACAAGAUACACAAGUGUUACAACAAAAUUCUAAUGAAUUAUUGCAGGAGGAAAUUAGGAGAGCAAUAAGGGAAAGAUUAAACAAAUUUACUUUUCCCUGCCCUCAUUGUCGCGAACAUAUUAAAGACGAAGACUUUGGCAAAGAACAACAAGCCUUUCACUAUAUCAAUGAAAUAGUAAGAAAAGCCUUAGAAGAACAAAUUAUUCCCCAAUGA